AUGGCCCUGCAAUGGAUGCUUCUCCUGCUCCUCACACCUCUGCUGGCAGCACAAAAUCAUGGAAAAUGCAAAAUUCCCUCCAACUGGGAUCCCAAACUGCAGUUUACUCCGAGGAAGAGCUACUAUGCCUUGUACGAAGUGGUGCGGCUCAGCUGUGCUGGGAAGAUUGUGCCGUCUGUCCCACAGAUUGAGUGCAUUUCCAGAGGGGCCCAGAUCCUGUGGAAUGAGAUUCCCACCUGCAAGGUGGGAUGCCAGCAGCCCCAGUGGGACUCACAGCUCCAGUUGAGGCCAAACAAGAGAUUUUACACGGUCAGUGAAGAGGUGACACUGAGCUGCUUUGAGGAUGACGCUCCUCCCGUCGCUAAGAUCAGAUGUACAAACAGGAAGAAUCCUUGGGAGGUGUUGGACAUUUCAGGAAAACGGCACAGGUUGGCUCAGACCCUGCGCUGCACCACAGCAAAAUGCCCAAAACCUGAAUGGGAUGCAAGACUUCAGUUUUUGGAGAAUGAAACUGAAUACCCACAGAAUAGAGAACUGACCCUGACCUGUCCCAAAGGCCUUGAGCCCUCCUUCCCCGAGGUCAAAUGUACAAGAGCAAUUCUGGAAGUGAAUUCGGGAAAACCAGUCUAUGUGGAUGCCUGGUGGGGCAGGAACAGCACAGGUGCCUGGACACACAUUGAGGGGGAUGUCCUGUGUAUGGAAGCGUGCAAAAGGCCCCAGUGGGACUCCAGACUCAAGCUGACACCAGACCAGGAGAACUAUGAGAAGGAUGAGAAAGUGAUGCUGAGCUGCCCUGAGGGUUUCCAGCCACCCUUCACUGAAAUCCAAUGUCAGACUCAACUCCAGUAUGAUUAUGGGACACAUGUGUAUGAAGAAUUUUGGCAUGGAAGAGACUCCAGAGGUGCCUGGGCCCCCAUUCAGUCCCGUGUGGAGUGCAUUGAAGCGUGCAAAAGGCCCCAGUGGGACUCCAGACUCAAGCUGACACCAGACCGGGAGAACUAUGAGAAGGAUGAGAAAGUGAUGCUGAGCUGCCCUGAGGGUUUCCAGCCACCCUUCACUGAAAUCCAAUGUCAGACUCAACUCCAGUAUGAUUAUGGGACACAUGUGUAUGAAGAAUUUUGGCAUGGAAGAGACUCCAGAGGUGCCUGGGCCCCCAUUCAGUCCCGUGUGGAGUGCAUUGAAGCGUGCAAAAGGCCCCAGUGGGACUCCAGACUCAAGCUGACACCAGACCGGGAGAACUAUGAGAAGGAUGAGAAAGUGAUGCUGAGCUGCCCUGAGGGUUUCCAGCCACCCUUCACUGAAAUCCAAUGUCAGACUCAACUCCAGUAUGAUUAUGGGACACAUGUGUAUGAAGAAUUUUGGCAUGGAAGAGACUCCAGAGGUGCCUGGGCCCCCAUUCAGUCCCGUGUGGAGUGCAUUGAAGUGCUCCAGGUUGACAAUGAGACCUUUGAGAUUUCCAGCACCAGCAUCAAACUGAAAUGGACCUGCAGGUUCCCUGAUGCCUGCCAGGGCAUGAGGGCCAUGUGCCGGCUGGGAGCACCUUCCUCCCCUCCCUGUGAGGCUGAGGAGGUGAAUGCAGAGCAGACAUUACAUGGCCAGGAGGGAACAUUCACCUGCUCCGCUUUGCAGCCCUUCACUGAAUACAGUGUCACCAUUGACUUGCCCCCCAACACAACCCUGUUCUCAUGGUUGUUCACGACACAGGAAACAGUGCCGGACAAACCGGAGCAGCUGUGGCUGGAUCCCGACAGGGGCUCUCUCAGGUGGAGCGCGCUGCCCUCCUGCAACGGGGAGAUCAUCGGAUACCAGCUGAGCAUCACAGCCAGGAACGCAGGGGACAGCAGCGUGCUGGAGACCGAGCGGCUGCGCCUCGAUGGCUCGGUCACCGAGCACCGGCUGCCGGGCCACAGCCCUGGCAGCAGCUACGCCGUGAUGAUCCAGGGCCUGACGGCUGCUGGAGCCGGGGCUGCGCUGACGAGGGAGUUUCACAGCAACAGCAGCUCCGACACCCCGCAGCCCCAGACCAUCAGCUGCCGCGGCGCCCGCGACAUCGCCCCCUCGCAAGGCACGGCCGUGCUCCCCCUGCGCCCCAUCGCCCGCGGCUCUGAGGCCGCCAGGGAGCACCAGCUGAUCGUGGCCGCCACGCACAACGCCUCGCUGAUCGAGAGCAUCUGCUCGGGCCAGGCACGGCUCUCCAAUGCCAGCGCGUACCUGGCCGCUCUGCUCAACCUCAGCGCCGCCACGGACUUCGUGCUGGGCGACGGCAGCCGCGGGCAGGGCCUGCACAACGCUGCCCUCAGCCCGGGCCGGGACUACACGGCCCUGCUGCGCCUCGUCCGCCUCGGGCCGCAGGCAGAGAAGUUCACCUGUGUCUGCUACAGCUUCUCUCUUGGGCAGGAGCCAUCGUCUCUGCUCUACAGCAAGCCCGUGGUUAUGGCAGUAGCACUGAUUGUUGCAUUCCUGGCACUGGGGAUUUUGCUGCUUUUUGUCAUCUUCAGGUUAAAGCGCAACAGUUCAAGAGGCUCGGAAAACAACAGCACUAUACCCCUGAGAGGAUGUCAAAAAGAUGUACGCAAGCCAAACACACAGAUCCCGGUGGAGGAACUGCUGGAGGCGCUGAAGAUGUUUAAGAGGGAAGAAAUAGAGGCAGAACAGACAGAUGAUGAAUCAGUCAACAGGCAUGGUGCGGGGCUUCUUAGAGAAUAUCAGCAAUUGUCCUCCACUUUGUUGCACCCCUGCAAUGCUGGCAAGGAACUCUGUAAUCAAAACAAGAACCGCUACAAGAGCAUCAUCCCAUAUGAUCACUGCCGUGUGGUGCUGCAGCCCUCUGACACCGGGAAUGGCUACAUCAAUGCCAGCUAUGUGGAUACCUACCGAAAUCCACGCUUCUUCAUUGCAGCUCAAGGCCCCUUGGCUGGGACAGUGGUGGAUUUCUGGCACAUGAUCUGGCAGGAGAAGACCUCAGUCAUUGUGAUGCUGACGGGCUUAGUGGAACAGAACAAGAUCAAGUGUGAGCAGUAUUGGCCAGAGCAGGAGCAGGUCUAUGGUGACAUCACUGUGACACUCAACAACACCUGGACCACCACAGGCCUUGUCAAACGCAUCUUCUGCCUGCAGAAGGCAGGCUGUGCUCUGCCGAGAGCAGUGGAGCAGUUUCACUACCUGCUGUGGCCGGACCACGGGGUGCCCAGAAACCCGUCGCAGCUGCUGUGCUUGGUGGAGGUGGUGAACAAGAGGGUGCUGGAAGCGCCUGCAGGCCCCGUGCUGGUGCACUGCAGCGCAGGCAUCGGGCGCACAGGCACCUUCAUCGCCCUGGACUUCCUCUUGAAGAUGGGCAAGGCUGAGGGCAAGGUGGAUGUGUUUCGCUGUGUGCAGCAGCUGCGGGAGCAGCGGGUCAGCAUGGUGCAGACCAAGGAGCAGUACAGCUUCCUGUACGAGGCGCUUCUGGAAGGUUUGCUCUGCGGCAGCACCGGGGUGCCCGUGGAGAGCAUCGCCAGCCGCGUGCACUCCCUGCGAGACGAUGAGACCUCAGGCUGCAACAGCGCCCUGGAGAAGGAGUUCAAGGCCCUGCAGAGAUUUUCUGAGUUGUUCCAGCUCCUGCCAUGCAGAGAAGCAGAGAAGCCCAGAAACCAAGCCAAGAACCGCAAGCCAGGGAUCUUGCCAGCGGACUCCUGCCGGCCCAUCCUGAUGUCCUCGGUGAACGCAGACGGCUCGCCAGCUUACAUCAACGCCGUCUUUGCCAGCACGUACACCGAGGAGGAGAGAAUCAUCAUCACGCAGCUGCCUUUCCCCACCACGCUGGUGGAUUUCUGGGCUCUGGUCUGGGAUUACACUUGCACAUCGCUAGUUGUGCUGAAUGAACUCCAGGAGCUGGACAAGACGUACGUGCAGUUCUGGCCCAGCCAGGGCGAAGAUGACUAUGGCCGCUUCCACGUGCAGCUGAUCUCAGAGGAGCCUGGGGCUGGCUUCACAACCUGGACACUUGUCCUCAGCAACAGGCAGCAGCCCAAGAAAUCUGCAGUGGAAAUCCGGUUGCAUCAACUGACAGACUGGCCCAUGCAGCAUCGCCUUCCGCCACACCCUGACACCAUCAUCAGCCUGCUAGGGAAGGUGGAGACACACCAUCGGCAGAGCCAGGAUGGACACAUCCUUGUCACCUGCUGGGAUGGAGCCAGCCGGAGUGGGAUCUUCUGUGCUGCUGGUUUCCUGUGUGAGCAGAUCCAAAGUGAGGGCAUGGUGGAUGUGUCCCAGGCUGUGAGGAUGCUGAAGAGGAGGCGCAGACAGUUCAUUAAAAAUGUGGAACAGUAUGGGCUCUGCUAUGAACUAGCCCUCAGUUAUUUGAAUUCAUUUGAAACCUAUGGGAAUUUCAAGUAG
Messenger RNA from Agelaius phoeniceus (red-winged blackbird), 4374 nucleotides. RefSeq names its product receptor-type tyrosine-protein phosphatase T-like. NCBI's taxonomy places the organism in Eukaryota, Metazoa, Chordata, Aves, Passeriformes, Icteridae. Gene Ontology annotation, molecular function: protein tyrosine phosphatase activity; protein binding. Gene Ontology annotation, biological process: protein dephosphorylation. The record is from RefSeq and is a predicted model, not a curated record.